AUUCACGCAACCAAUCGUUCAAAGUGUUGCGACCUGUUUUAUAUCGGACUGCCGUGGCUAGCCAUAUAUUCCUGUGGAAACACUGUCAAGUCAUUGAAUAUUAAUGCGUGUUGUACAUCCCGGAAGGAGCGGUAAAAACUCUUUGGGGGAGCAGGUUGGAAUUCACACAGACUCAUUGGAAGAAGCCUGGAAUGGGUGUGGAGGAGAUGAGAGGGGGAGAAAGAACAAACACGAACACCUAGACACUCUCUGUUGGCGAGAGUGAAAGGAGAGGGUAAUUUCCCCCCUAUGGAGCGCAUGUAGUAAAGCCUAUUCGACCGCAUCGCAUGAGGAGCAAUUCUUUUCAUAGACAGGGAUAAACAUGGCUACACGUACAUUGCACUUGUGCUUUUUGGCACUGUUUUCUACGACUCAGACAGGCUACGGAUUUAACAUUGAUGUUCGAUUUCCUGUAAUCAAAGAAGGCAAAACCAAAGACAGUUUAUUUGGAUUUUCCGUCGCGCAACACAAGCAGACGCAAAAAUCCAAACAAUACAUGCUCCUGAUUGGUGCGCCUAAAGAGCAGGCUUUCCCCCAGCUGAAGCCGAAGGUGAACGAGACGGGCGCCAUCUACACCUGCCCCGUCAGCACCGACCCCACCGACUGCACCCGCAUGGACCUUGUCAGCUCCACGGACUCCAGUGAGAUCGUGGAGGGCAUGUGGCUGGGGGUGUCGGUGUCCAGCCAGAGACGGAUAGAAGAAGGACGCGUGCUGGCAUGUGGGCAUCGCUACAUAAAGAGCUACGGUUCGGACGGGCAGCGGAGCAUGGUGGGAAAAUGCUACGUGCGCGGGAACGACCUGACCUACGACCCCUCGGACGAGUGGCAGACACACACGUACGAAGCGUGCAGCCCCUUCGACCUCGACCUAGAGGGCCUGUGCAACAUGGGCAUCUCGGCCGGAAUGACCGACACCGACGUCUACAUGGGAGCCGUGGGCAGCUUCACCUGGCAAGGAAACGUCCAUGUGACGUGGAGGGAUACUAACCCUUUCAACUCGUGGGACUACAGUGACAAAGACUUCGGGAAGCUGGAGAAGAAUUCCUACGACUACAUGGGCUACUCGGUGGUUGAGGAGACCAAACUGCUGAGUCGCGAUGAGGACACUCUGGUGGCGGGAGCACCGCGUGAGGCAGAGUCCGGCGCUGUGACACUGGCCAAGAAGGACGACGGCAAGCUGCUGAUUCCCGUGACAACCAUCAUCGGAGACCAGCUGGGAUCGUACUUUGGCAGCAGCAUCGCCGUGACAGACCUCAACAAUGAUGACUGGAACGAUCUGAUAAUCGGUGCUCCAUUCUACUUCGAGCGGAAGGAGGAGAGGGGUGGGGCUGUGUACGUCUACAUGAACGAGAACGGAAGCUUCCAGAAGAAAGCUAGCGUGGUGUUAUAUGGCACCACCAACUCAGCGUUCGGCAUAGCCGUGGCUGCCAUCGGUGAUGUCAAUCAAGAUGGCUUCCAAGACUUCGCUGUGGGGGCACCCUUUGAAGGAUCGGGAAAAGUCUACAUAUGGAUGGGAAGUAUGAAGGGCAUCUCAGCAGGGCCAAGCCAGGUGAUUGAGGGAAAGGACGUUGGCACUGAAGGCUUCAAGACAUUCGGUUAUUCUUUGAGCGGCGGUCUGGACAUGGAUGAAAACAUGUACCCUGAUAUCCUAGUGGGCUCAUUGGACGACCGCAUUGCCCUCCUGAGGGCACGGCCAGUGAUCCAUCUCUCCACAGACUUUUCUGUUGAGCCAAAGAUUGUUGACUCAAGCCAGUGUGGAGACCCUUGCAUAAAGGUGAAGAUCUGCUUCUCGUUCAUCCUCAGCAAUGGAAACAAGGCAUUCAAUAGGGAGAUCACUUUGAAGUACACCGUAGAGGCCGAUAUCGACCGGCGGAGCCCUCGCGUGCGUUUCGUGGACUCCCGCCUGGGCACCCACAGCGACCAGAUGUCCCUCUCUUCAAAAAAAUGUGUAGACCUCGGACUCAGUGUGGACGAGAUUGUGGUGGACAAACUUCGGCCGGUGGUGUUCUCGCUGAACGUGUCCCUGCAAGAGCAGAAUAUCAAGGUCAAGCGGACGCUGCAGAACCUGGACGCGUUCCCCAUCCUGAGCGACAAACAGAACCUGAGAAAGAGGACAGAGAUUAAUUUCCAGAAGGAGUGUGGCUCUGAUAAUCGCUGCACCAGCAACCUGCAGCUGACGGCACAGUGUGCCAAUGAAAGAUACCAGCCUUUCCCACGGAAUGGGGGCCAGCAGGUGAUGAAGUACAACAGUAACGUGAAGAAGGUGGUGCUGAUGGUGGUGGUGACCAACCUGCCUGAGCUUGGCCGCGAGGCAGAGGACGCUCACCAGGCCUCCAUUAACGUCACCUUGCCCCCGACGCUGCUGUACUCCGGCAGGCGUUCCCAGGUCCGGUCACCAGCUGACGGUUCCCUCCUGACGGACUCUGUUGAGUGCCGUGCAGAUUUGACAUUCGUCAAUUGUGACCUGGGCAACCCACUCAAGAGUUAUGAUCAGGUUGACUUGCAGCUCAUUUUUGAGACAGCUGGCAUCACCCUGUUCACCGAGGAGAUCGAGUUGCAGCUCCAACUGGGCACCUUAAGUCACCAGACAGACUUGGACCCAGUAGCAGUUCCUCUUCGAGUGGAGAACACCAUCCUUUCCUCCUUCUCCAUAGAUCCUUCUGUUGUCCAGACAUACUUCAGCGGAGCUGUGAUGGGGGAAUCAGCUAUGAACAGCACCAGUGAUGUAGGCAGUCUGAUAGAGCACACAUUCAAGGUUGGGGUAGAUGGCGAGCCACUGGGGAGUUUGGGAACUCUCGUCCUGGAGUUUGAGUGGCCGUUUGAGGUGAUCAACGGCAAGUGGUUGCUCUACCUGACGGAGAUUGUCACCAAGGGAAAAUCGGAGACUCGCUGCGUCCCACCGGGUGAUGUGGUGAACCUGCUCAACCUUCCUCUGUCUGGCGAGCACUCCAGGCGUCAGAGGAGAGAUGCCCACAUAGAGGCCUACAGUGAGCCUCCUGUGGAAGGAGCUGUUUCCAUACUCACCCCCCGUAAGGAGACCUACCUGCUGGAGUGUUCCAAAGGGACUGCACGCUGUAUCACGUUCUCCUGUCCUUUGAUCAACAUGUCCAACUACGCAGAGGUCAUCGUAAGGUCACGUGUCUGGAACAGCACUAUGCUGGAGGACUACAGUAAUGCACUUAGGGUGAAAGUCAAGGGCGAGGUGACAUUAAAGCUCGUAACGGACAAACCAACCAUCAAGAUGGACAGUCAGAGCAGAGAUUUUCUUGUGAACAUCGACCCGGUUCUUGCGGAGGAGGCGCCUUAUGAGAUUCCCUUCUGGAUCUUCAUCAUUGCGGGUGCGGCAGGAGUUCUUCUGCUGAGCAUCAUCAUCUUCGUCCUGUGGAAGUGUGGCUUCUUCAAGAGGGCCGUCUACUACAGGAUAAUGCCAAAGUACAAAGGAGUAAAGAUUCGCCAGGAGGAACGCUACAAGUUUAACGCCCUUCAGGCGCAGGAGGUCCACAAGAAGCUAUGGGUCACCAGCUGGACUGAGACACCGACUUACUACUACUGACCUUUGGCCUUUGACCUUUUGAACCUUUUGAGCCCUCCCACCAAAUCCUGAGGAGAAACGUGGGUAUUGCCAAAUGGAUAUUACUGUCCAUGCCUCCUCCUUGAAUGAUGCUGGAGGGGGCGGGAUGUGGUUGGGUGGUGAUUGGGUUUGCCUGCUGUCACUCAGAGACCCUGACCAAUUAACACUCCUCUCUUUUACACAUGGAUUAUUUUAGUGAUUUCAUCAAAUGGCAUUGUGCAAUAUCAAGUUAUUCUGCUUUUUUGCAACCUUAAAUCUUUUUUUUCCUUUUUUUGCAAGCCCAAAAGAGCAGAACAGUGGCAGAUCAGAAGAGACUUUUUCAUUCCCCAUGUCAGGCUCUUCUAAGACAUUCAUAAUUGAAUUCUGGAACUAGUUAUGUGCCCUUUAUCAAGAAAGACUUUCACAUGUACAUAUUUUGUCCCAAAUACAUUCACCUGUGCCUAUUAUAGCACUGGCAUUACUUCAUUA
This is a messenger RNA of Alosa alosa (allis shad), 4078 nucleotides long. It is a transcript of the gene itga3b, whose product is annotated as integrin, alpha 3b. The transcript is spliced from 25 exons. The record is from RefSeq and is a predicted model, not a curated record. Bases 362 to 3592 code for a protein of 1076 amino acids. Gene Ontology annotation, cellular component: external side of plasma membrane; integrin complex. Gene Ontology annotation, biological process: leukocyte migration; integrin-mediated signaling pathway; cell-cell adhesion. Gene Ontology annotation, molecular function: integrin binding. Lineage: Eukaryota; Metazoa; Chordata; Actinopteri; Clupeiformes; Clupeidae.